AUGCCCGCGCAUUCUGCUGUGGUUCAGGACGGUGACAUGCUUUCUCCCCUGAGCUACGCACAGCUUUGGUCCCUGGCCGGCCGAGUGGCGGUGGCCGCUAGACAGGCUCUGCCCGAUGCAGAUGUCGGUGCAGUCGCGAUCCUGCUUGCUCGUGGCGUCUCAAUGGUGCUUGCGCUGCUUGGGGUCUGGCGCGCCGGGGGCCGUUGCGUGCCACUGGACCUCCGCGCUCCCAGACCACGCCUGGAGCAGAUGCUCAAGGAUGCGGAGGUGCGGCUUGCAAUCACGAAACGGGACUUGCAGCUUACGUGGCUGCAAAGCCCAGCAAUUCUCUACAUGGAGGACUUCCAAGACACGGCAAGCCUUAGUGAAGGCGUGGAGGGCGGGCGGCCAACUUAUGCUUCCGAUGAUGUGGCGUAUGUCCUCUUCACCAGUGGCUCGACGGGGGUACCGAAGGGAGUUCUCCUCACCCACCAGAACAUCCUGGCCUACACUCGCUGGCAUGUGCCCUAUUACCAGUUGACUCACGAGGACCGCGUUCCUCACGCCGCAGGGCUCUCCUUCGAUGCCUCCUUGGCGGAGAUUUGGCCAACACUCAGUGUCGGGGGCUGCGUGCUUCCGGUUCCCGAUGACAACUUGCGUCUCCUUCCAGAGGCGCUGUGCAAAUGGUAUGCCGAGGCUGGCGCAACUGUGGCUUUUCUGACCACCCAGCUGGCUGAGGCGGUGCUGGCAGAACCUCACUAUCCCUCAAUGAGGCUUCGCACUUUGUUCACGGGCGGCGACAAGCUCCACGUGCGUCCGCCGCACCACGCUCCCUUUCAGCUUGUCAACAUCUAUGGCCCGACGGAAUGCUGCGUGAAUGUCACCAUGUGCCAGGUGUGUCCUGGCGAGGGUUUGCCCUCGAUUGGAGAGCCGGUUCCCAACAUGCAGCUGUACGUGCUUGACCCGGAGAUGCGGCCGCAGCCGUGUGGGCUCGUUGGAGAGCUUUGUGUUGGAGGACUCCAGGUGGCUGCGGGCUAUCUGAAUCGCUUGGACUUGACAGCGGCAAGCUUUGUGCCGAACCCUUUCGAAGGGCGAGCAGAUGAGCAGGGCCGCACGCGGUGGCCACAUGGACCGGCCUGGCAGGGGCGUGCAGGGCCGGGCCCUGCUUGGGAGGGGCCUUCGUGGGUGGCUCGCUCUGUCGAGUCUUCCCCUCUCCACGGUCCGCGCCUCUACAAGACAGGUGAUUUGGUACGGUGGGCGGACGACGGAUCCCUGCUUUACGUCGGUCGCAUCGAUUUCCAGGUCAAGAUCCGGGGUCAGCGAAUCGAACUCGGCGAGAUCGAAGCUAAAAUGCUUCAACAUCAGGCCGUUCGGGAGUGCGUCGUAAACUGCCACGAGCUCCCCGAUCACGACAAGAUCCUGGUGGGUUACUGGACACCCAAAGCAGGAGUUUCAGAUGCACCUGAUCUUGAGCAGCAUUUGCAAGCAGACUUGCCAGAGUACAUGAUCCCAAAGGUUUUCAUGAAGAUGGACCGGCUGAUUUUGACAGCCAAUGGAAAGGUUGAUCGAAAGGCAUUGCCUCCGCCCAGUCUGGGCGUCCGCGAAGAGGUGCCGUCAGAGGACUGCGAGCCGGAACAGCUGGAGGCUGAGUUGAGGGGUGCCUUCGCGGCGGUCUUGAGCAAGAAGGUCUCGGAGGUACCUGUUUCGGCAUCCUUCUUUGCCCUUGGUGGGCAUUCGAUCUCUGUGGGACAACUGGUCAACCGGAUCCGGAGGGAGUUGCAGCUGAAUGCCGCCAUCGCAGACGUUUACUCGUCGCCAAGUGUGAAGCAACUGGCGGCCCGCCUAAGGCGCCUGCGUCCAAAGGAGCUGGAGGACACCGGGACCCAGGCCGGAACCCAGGCCGACCAGAGUGAGACGAGGAGCGACGCGUACGUCGCUUCCUUCCAGCAGCUCUCACUGCAGCGGAUGGCCUCUGUGAGCGCUGCCGCCUCCGCAGCCUUAAAUCUGGCCUUCUGCGGCCAUGUGCGUGGGUCCUUGAAGGUUCGCUGCCUGCAGCAGGCCUUCCGUGCCCUUUGUGGCCGCCACGACGCGCUGCGCAGCGUCUUUGUGGAGCACGAGUGCAAGAUUCUCUCCGUCGCAGAGAGCGCUUUGGACUUCCGUCAUGUGGAGCCCGGGGUCAUGGGCUUCGGCGGCUUCGAGCUGGAUUGGCUCCUGGACCAGCAGUACGAGACCUUCGACCUCGAAGCCGGGCCUUUGUGCAGGGUCCGCGUCUUCCAGGAGUCGGAGGACAAUUGGAUCCUACAUUGGACACUCCACCACGUGAGCGCCGACUUGUGGAGCUACACCAUUCUGUUGAAGGAACUCGAAGCUGCCUACGAGCAUUACAUUCAGCAUGACGAUGACGGCGCUGUGCAUGAGCCUCCCUGGCCGAGCAGCGCCCCGCAGUACAGGGACUACGCCUUGCAGGAGCAGCGGUUCUUGGAGUCCGAAGAGGGGAAGAGGAGCCGAAGUUACUGGCAGCAGAAGCUCCAAAAGACCCCACCGGUGCUGGAUCUGCCUGGAGCAACAGCAAGCGAACGAAAGCCCACCUUCAAGGGAAGCAAGCUGGACUUCGAGGUGAGUUCCGAGCUCUCGGAGUCACUUCGGAGCCUUGGCCAGCGCUGCGAGGCUUCCCUGCAUGCCACCCUGCUCACGGCAUGGAUGGUGCUCCUCAGCCGAUAUGGCCAGGAAGAGGAUAUUUGCGUCGGCACUCCCAUGGCCUGUCGCACCACCGCCGAAUCUGAAGCGACUGUCGGCUACUUCGCAAAUCCAGUUUGCAUCCGAGCCAUCGUGUCGAACACUUACGAAAAGCUGCUUCGGGAUGUGGCCAUGGAUGUGACAGAUUCCCUACAGCAUCAACGAGUGCCGCUUAGCCACGUUUGCGAUGACUUGGGCUUGGAUCUGCGUGCGCUGCUCCAGCCCCUGUUUGUCUUCCAGACAUGCCCGGAUGAGCUAUAUCAAUCUCGGCUUCCAUCUUUUUUCAUGGGCCACGAAGGGUCUGAGAUUUCAUUGGGCCCGUUGCGCUUAGAGUCCAUCGGGUUUGGCCAGAAGUUCACGCAGUUCGACUUGGCAUUGGUAGUGGCACAUGGUCCUCGGGGUGAUCUCAUCGGCAGCUUUCAGUACAGCACCACUUCGUACACACGAGAUGCAGUACUGCGGCUGCAGGCUCAGUACCUGACAAUCCUGCAGUCCAUGGUGAAGGAUCCUUCCCAGGAUGUUGGCCAAGUUCCGUUGUUCGUGGAUGAGGAUCUGGCGGAGCUGCGCCGACGGGUGACAAGCCCAUGGCUCCAGGAUCUUCCCAACGACUCCUUGCCACGACUCGUGGCGUCGCGUGCUGCAGAGAACCCCAGCGCCUUCGCGGUGGUGAGCCCGCAAGGGACCUACACCUUCGGCGAGGUCUUGCGCCGGGCACAGCUCUUGGCCACAGCCUUGCUGGAGGAAGCCUCCUUCCACGCGAGCUCCGGCCGAGAAAGGCAGGGCAGUUGGCAGGGCCGUUCUUCCGGCGGAAGGGAGCUUUCAGGAGGCCUCCUGAGCUGCCGCGUACCCUUGGUGGAGGAGUCCGAGGCGGCUCAAAACUCUCUCUCUCUCAGCGUGCAAGGCGACGGUUCCUUCUUGGAAAGCUUUAACCUCUUAGUCGGGUUGAUGGUGAGCCCUGGACCUUGGAUGGUGGCGGGCCCUCUGGGCUGCUGGAUGGCUGGACGUGGCUACUUCGCUUUGGACUCAGAGCACCCGACGGAGCGCAUCCAGCAAAUGGCCCAGGAUGCACACCCCCAGUGCAUCCUUUGCGAGCGCCGCGCGCAGUCCGUGGCCAACUCCUUGGGCUGGCCCGUCCUAGUGACCGAGGAGCUCCAGAGCAGGCGCAGCUCUGCCGGUACCUCGUGGCCCUACUUGGAAGGGGACGGCCAGGCACUCCUCGUGUUCACCAGCGGCUCGACGGGUCGUCCUAAAGGUGUUUUGCUCUCCAUGCGGGCAGUGCUUGCCCACGUCAUGUUCAGUAGCCAGCACUUCGGCUUCAAAGCAGGGCAGGCGACGCUGCAACACACGUCAUGGACUUUCGAUGCGCCGAUUUGCGAGAUCUGGCCGGCACUGUUGUCAGGGGCAACGGUCGUGAUCAGCAAGAGAGAUGGCUCGAAGGACUUCCAGUAUCUUGCUUCCCUGGUUGAUGAGCAGCGGGUCAGCCACGCCCUCUUCGUACCCUCCUUGCUGGCCGAGAUUUUGGAGCACCAGGCGCUGCCGCGAAGCCUGCGAUCCCUGGUCGUGGUGGGCGAGGCCUGCUCGUUGAGCCUGGCGCGACGGAUCUUGGAGGCGCCACUCUCCUUGAACAACUUCUACGGUCCCUCGGAAGCCGGCAUCGGGGCCACCAUCUACGAGGUGGACAAGAUUGGUGCAGUCCCAAACCAUGUGCAAAGCCUGCCAAUUGGACGGCCCGUGUCCUGGCACGAGGUGAUCUUGCUUGACCCAAAGCUGCGCCCAGCGCUGGGAGGUGUGGGCCAGAUCGGAAUCCUGGGAGAGGGCUUGGCCAGUGGAUACCUUCGUCUGCCGCAAGAGACGAAGACGCGCUUCAUCAAGACUCCCGAGGCCAUCCGUGAGGUUCUUCCCCACUGCGGUCCCAUUACCUACCUCACGGGGGAUGUCGGGCGCUACUGCCAGGAUGACAUUCUCGAGUUCGUGGGACGGCUGGACAGUCAGGUGAAGCUCCGUGGCCAGCGCGUGGAGCUCGGCGAGAUCGAGGCGGCGCUCCUCUCCGCCAAGGCCGUCACCGAGGCCGUGGCGCUGGUGCACGGGGACCGGCUCAUCGGAUACUUCUCGACCUUGCAGGGUGUGGAGGAAGGCGAUGCGGUCGCGCAAUGCGUGGACAAAACCAGGCAGCGGUUGCCAAGGUACAUGUGGCCGGAGCUCGUCCAUGUCAAGGAAUGGCCCAGAGGGCGGACGGGCAAGGUGGACCGCAAGGCAUUACCGGUGCCGACGAUUUGCGUGCAGGAUGCGGUUCCUCCAAGGUCUUCCCUGGAAAAGAAGAUCCUUGACAUCUUUUGCCAGGCAUUGAGGCGAGACCCGACGCUCACUUCCGUCCACUCGGACUUCUUUACGUUGGGGGGCACUUCUCUCAAGGCUGCAGCUUUGCUGUCUGCUUUGAGAGCUCAGGUGCCGGAGGCGGUGGCACUGCAGUUCGACGAGCUCUACGCUCAUCCGGACGUGGCCAGCCUCGCCCAAGUGCUUUCUGGCAGCCGCCAGGAGAUUCUCCUGGGUCCGGCUCCAGUAGAAGGCCUACUGCCGGCUUCCUUGGGCCAAGAGCACAUGCUUGUGUUGCAGGAGUUGCACGAGGGCAGCUCGGCCUACAACUCACCGCUCAUCCUGAAGUUGGAGGGAGCCUUGAACCGAUCCGCGCUGUCUGCUGCGCUGGACCGGGUCAUUGCGAGGCACGACGUCUUGCGGAGCAACCUUUUGCGAGACACCAUCGACGGUGAGCCCGCGGUCGUCCAGGUGACGACUCCUGCAGCUGAGUUCCAGUGCGACAUGGAGUUCUGGGACAUCCCGGAGGACACGGCACAGCAGCCUCAGCGACGCCGGCUGGGCAGCCGGCAUGUCGGAGCUGCUGGAGCUGAGCGAGCGAGCUCUUUCCAACUGAGCUCAUGGUUGGGAAGGACGGCCUCAGCGACCGGUUUGGGCCCAGGCACUCCCGAGAGGGGGGCGAGCUGGCGAAACCUUUUCGACCGUGGCAGGGCACGGCGACCAAGCUGGUCACCGAUCUUCUACCAGGGCUACAAUUCUCCUCCGAUGCGAUCGCCAGAAGAAAAUCGGGAUGACAGGAUACGAUUGACAGAAAUGACCAGCACCAGCAGCCUUAGUUUGGGCGAUCUUGGUCGAGCGCAACAGUGGUCCCCCGGCUGCAGCGAGCUGGUGCUGUCCUGGUUGGUGGAGGAGGCCCAAAAGCCCUUCAACCUUCGGGACGAGCCCCUGAUCCGCAUCGUCCUUGCAAAGGUGGGGUCGGAGCAGCAUUUUCUGCUGGUGAACAUGCACCAUUCUGUCACAGAUGGACGAUCGCUUUCCAUUCUCAGGCAGGAGUUGACAGCCUUCUACAACCAGAUUGCUUUAAAGCUGGCAGAGGCCCCAAAGCUCCCAGCCUUGUCGAUGCAGUACGCAGAUUUCGCAUACUGUCAGAGACGGUGGAUGGCCCAGGGCCGUCUUGAGAGGGAGCUGGCGUACUGGCGCUCCCAGCUUCAGCAGCUUCCGGCCCUGCAGCUCCUCACGGAUUUCUCGCGGCCGCCCAACCUCGCGCUGGACGGAGGUCAAGUUACGUUUCAGUUGCAGCCAGCGCUGGCAAAUCGGCUUCGCAGCCUUGCGCGUGCCAAGAGCGUCACGCUCUUCGCACUUCUAUUAGGCCUCUUCGCCCUGGCACUGAGCCGCUGGGCAGGGGCGCAGGAUCUCGCCAUUGCGUCGCCGGUGGGCCACCGCCAGGGGAAUGCCGUGGAGCCGCUAAUUGGAUACUUUGUGAACACCGUGCUCUUCCGGGUGAACUUGAAGACUUGCACAUUCGAGGAUCUCCUGCAAAGAUUGCGCGAUACAGUGGUCGGGGCUUUCCAGAAUUCGUCGGCUCCGUACGCAAAGGUUCUGGAGGCUGCGGAGCUUGAUCCGGCUGCUGUGCCAGCCAUGUUUGUGCUGCAGGACAGAGAUGAGACGGCAUGGAGCAUGGAGGGCUUGCGAGUUGAGCAAGUCGAAAUCAAGCGGCAUGCGGCCCUCUUCGAUGUCACUUGCGAGAUGCAGGAGAUGCCUGGAUCCGCCGGAGGACUCCAGGGUGUCCUGGUCUACAAUAAACACCUGUGGACCAACUCACGUGCCGUGCGUUUUGCUGAGAGCCUCCAGACGCUGGCUCUGGCUGUGGCGGAACAGCCCGCUGUGGACCUGCUCCAACUUGCGGUCAUCUCCAGCAACGACCGGGCCAAGGUCUUGGAAUGGGGCGGCCACAACCGACCAGUCUCGUCACCCACGCCGCUGAUCAAGGCUCUGAAAGUGCAACUUCUCCAGUGCCAGCAUGACAUCGCAGUGCUGUCUGGGGACCGGUCCGUCACGUACGCAGAGCUUGGCGCGCGCGUGACGGCCCUGGCCUUGGCGCUGCGGGAGGAGCUCUCGGAGGCUUUCGACUCGGAGGUCUUGGUUGCCUUGUUGUUGCCCCGGUCCGUGGACUUGGCCGUUGCGAUCUGGGCUGUCUUGAGCACGGGGGCGGCCUAUGUACCGAUUGACCCCGAUUACCCGCCACAGCGCAUUGCUCACAUCCUCCUUUCUGCCGGGCCGCGGUUGGCUUUGGCCCGCAAAGAGCAUGCAGAGCUCGCUACAGACAUCCGAGUCUUCGGCACGUGGCAGUGGCCAAGCCCGGAAACCUCGGCCCGUGUGGAAGAGCUCACGCAGGCACCGCCGCAAGGCCUGGCCUAUGUCAUUUACACCUCCGGCUCCACCGGCAAGCCCAAAGGGGUAGCCAUUGAGCACCGAUCGGCUGCGAACAUGGUGCAGGAACAGCUUUCCCUCAUGCGCAUUACCAGGGAGGAUCGUGUCCUCCAAUUCUUCAAGCCUGCCUUUGAUGGUGCCGUCCAGGAGUACCUGAGCACCUUCUUGGCGGGUGCAGUGCUGGUGCUCUGGGGCGAGGACAAGGAGGAGUCUUUUGCAGAGGUCCUGUCGAGACACCGCUGUACAGCCUGCACUUUGACGCCGUCUGCACUGUCGGUGCUGGAUCCGAAGCGCCUGCCACUGUUGACGAAGCUGGCAGUGGCCGCCGAGGCCUGUCCACCGACUUUAGUGGAGCUUUGGGCCUGCCAGCGCCGGCUUCUAAAUGCCUAUGGGCCCUCAGAGAAUACCGUGGUUGCAACGUCUGCCGAACUCGGAGCCAGCGAAAGCUCCAACGACUUCAUCCUCCGAUCUGACUCCUUCGACAGCCUUAUGUCAACCCCAUCGCGACAGCACGUACCCAUUGGGACUCCCCUAGGAGGAGUGCAGUGCUAUGUCUUCGAAGCCACGGCAGUGAAGUCACUUCAGGCCAUCGGCACUCCUGGAGAGCUCUGCCUCGGUGGGGUUCAACUGGCCCGGGGAUAUUUCGGCGACGCAGCGAAGACGGCUGAGAAGUUUGUGAUCAACCCUCUGGGAUGCCAAAAGAUGCAGCGAAUGUACAAGACUGGGGAUAUCGUGACUUGGCUCCCGCAGGGACAGUUGCUUUACCUGGGCCGGAAUGAUGAGAUGGUGAAGGUGCGAGGCUUCCGCAUCGAGCUGAGCGAAGUGGAGGCGGCGCUUGCGGCACUGGGCGCGCAGGCUGUGGCUGUCGCCGUCAAUCCGGUCAAGGAUGGUCUAUGGGCAUGGGUCACUCCUGAGACCCUGUCUCCAGCGACGUUGCGUUCAGAGCUGUUGAAGGCGCUGCCGCAGUACAUGGUACCGACGAGGAUUGCAGUCCUUGAGAAGUUCCCGCUCACACCAAAUGGCAAGAUCGACAAAGCACGGCUUCUGGCGGAGAACUGCUCCGAGGCGCACACGGAGGGCCCGAUUGUGGCGCCGCAGUCGCCUCUCGAGCAUCGCCUUUGCGCCACGGCCGCGACGGUGCUUGGAUUGGAGACGUUGGGGGUCACAGCUGACUUGCGCAGCGUGGGAAUGACCUCAUUGAAGGCAGUGCUGCUCUCGCAAAAGCUGCGGGAUACAGGUCUCACGAUACCUCUCUCCAAGCUGUACGAGCUGCAAACCGUUCGGGCACUGGCUGAGCACCUGGCCAUGCAGGAGGAGACGGUCCUCGGUCCUGUGCAUGAGGCAGAUGUGGAGUCCGGCCGCAGAUUUGAUCUAUGUCUCAGUGCCAGUCAGAAGGGCUGCUCAGGGCUCUUCCGGAGCGUGGCCGUGCUUUGCUGGCGGCUGCUUGCAUGGGUUUGGAUCAGCGGCGUCGUGAUUUGGCCUGCGAUGCUCCCGCUGAAGCUCUCUAGCCAGUUGGCUCGUAGUUCGGGCGCAGCCUGGUCGCUCUGUUUCCUGGUGCUCGUGGGAUAUCCGCUUUACCUUCUGCUGAUGAUUCUGCUCGUGAUCUGCACGAAAUGGCUACUCAUUGGAAAAUACCGAGCAGGAGCGUGCUCGGUGAAUUCCUGGGCGUUCUUGAGGUGGUGGGCAGUGGAUCGGAUGUUGGUCUUCGUGAACGAGCUCUGCUUGGGAGCCUUUCGCGGGGGGCCGGUCUACUUCGCCUACCUUCGCUCGCUUGGCUUGCAGGCCGCCGGCUACUGCCGUAUCGACACGCGCCACGUCUCAGAGUUCGACCUUAUCUCUUUGGGACGCUGCUGCGUUGUCGCCGAGGGCGCGAAGCUGCGCCCUGCCGCUGCCGAGGCCGGAGAGCUCCAGCUGCGGCCACUGGCUUUUGGGGACUACUGCGCCGUGGGCGAGAACGCCGUCUGCACGGCUGGCUGUGCAGUGGGUGAUCACGUGACCCUCCAGCCCCUGUCCAUGCUGUGUGGGCGCACGGGGCGGACGUUGCCGGAUGGCUCGGUCUGGAAGGGCGCUUUGCUGGUACAGUCCAGACAGCAACCGAUUCGGGUGCCUGCUGGAUUCCUCUGCCACGACCUUCUCGGGGACGUUUUUGCUCUGCUCCUCACACUUUUCCUGCAGACAGGCUGCAGUUUGGUGGCCUACUGCACUUUUGGGCUGCUGGCAGAGGCACAAGGAUUCGGUGUGGGCGACGCUUGGCGCUGGCAGGCCGAGCCCGAAGGCUACCUUUUCGCUGCAACGUGGCUGCUGUUUGGUCCGCCGGUGAUGGCCUCUGCCGACGUUCUCUUGGAUAUUGAUUUGGCUGGACUGGCAGACCAGGUCAUGGCAUCGAUGGGCCUGAAUCAGUGGGAGUUCGGUCUGCGCUUGGCAGGCAUGGUGGUGGUGAGUUUCGCGGUUUAUGGCUGGUCGCUAACACUGAGCUCAGCGUUUCUCUGCAGGUACAUCCGCGGAUCUCGGAACUUGAACUCCUGGUUUUUUCAGGUGCGGCGUGUCGUGCUCAGGCUGACCUUUCCCCGAUACCCUGCGCAGUUGGCUGGCACGUGGGCCAUGUCACUGUACCUACGACUGCUGGGUGGACGUGUCUCUCUGCAUGCCACGGUGGCUGUCUCAGAACCACCGUUGGAACCGCGCAAGUUGCACGUGGGAGAGGGGGCGUUGCUGCUCACUCACCAAGCCCUGGGUGAAUGUGAGGUGGGGCAGGGCUCCGUUGUAGGGGCUGGGGCCGUCCUGCUCCCCCAUUCACAGGUGGAGGCUGGAGCUGUGGUGGGCGCGAUGUCGGUGGCCGGCCGGCCUGUGCGUUCCGGUCUGCAGCUGGUGGGCAAUCCGGGAGUGAUCAUGAGGAGGGCAACCCUGGAGCAGGAGCCCAUGGCUGGAUGGGGAAGACACUUCCUACGAAGGUCCGUGAAGUGCUUGUAUCCACUGCUGGCGCCCAUGUUCCUGCAAAUGCUGCUGUUGACGACCCUGCUACCAGCAAUGUACGUGCUGACCGUGCUGCUGGACAUGCUCGUGCGCUCACAACAUGGUGCAGGUUUGGUGCUGGCUGCAUCUCUGCCAGCAGCCUACGUGGCACUGGGUUGGUGCUUGUGUCUUCUUGCAGUGCUGGUGCACCGGUUACUCUCUGCCUCUGUGAAUGGCUCCUGGUGUGCGUUCGGGUCGGUGCGGCACUUCCUUGCCACGUUCACUGAGCAGUUGAACUCGAUGUCCAUUGCCAUCUUCAUGGGCAUGGCCUUCGGCUCGCCAUUCUACAACUUCUGGCUCAAGGCCAUGGGCGCGAACGUGGCCAGCGACGCCCUCCUCUUGACAGCUGUGGCCGGCGAUUAUCGGGCUUUGAAUGUUGGCCGCGGGGCUUCCGUCGACAAAGAGGCAGUGCUGUCCUGCAGACGUUUGCUUCCAGGACCGCAAGGUGCGGGGUUCUACAUCUGCCAAAGUCGCGUGGUCAUCGGACCCGGAAGCAGCGUCUCGCAUUCGGCUGCAGUUGUCGCAGGAGAGACAGGUAGUUUGAGCACUCUGGCGCCUUUGUCCGCUGUCGCACCCUCGACGCGGCUCCCUGCCCAGACCUUCGCAGUUGGUCUGCCACCUCAAGCAUUUCCAUGGUCCAAAGCCAGCCUGGUGAAGCCCAGUGCCAGACCGCUUCCGCGAGAGCUGCGCCCGCCGAUCCUGCUGCCCCUCUUCGUCAGCCGAGCCAUUGGCCGGAUGAAGGUCUUGCAGGGACAGCAAGCCGUCGACUUCACGCCCUUGGUCACCGGGUCCACAGGCUUCCUGGGAAGGAGCAUUGUGGCGGCGCUCCUGGAAUCGGGGGCAUGCAGUCGGGUCUUUUGUCUAGUGCGCGCUGCGGACCCUGCAGCCGCACAGCAGCGUGUCAUGGAGGCAGCCAAGAAGGCGGGUGCCACUGACUUGCACCUUCUCGAGGCUGUGCCUGGAGAUUUGCAGCAACGAAAUUUCGGACGACCCCUUGCCGACGUGCAGCGUCUAGCAGGCCGCGUCACACAUGUACUCCAUUGCGCGGCGAAGGUGAACUUGACUGAGCCGUUUGAGCUCAUGAAGAAGGACAAUGUCGACGCAACGUCUCAUCUUCUGGAGUUCUGCUGCAUGUCCAGACCAAAGCCUUUCCACCAUAUUUCCACCAUGGGUAUUCUGACGCCAGAUAUGCUGGACCGACACGGCAGCGUCCGGGAGAAUGCCACACUGGGGGACAUCCGAGCCUUGCCUCUUUACGGAACUGGUGACCAGGCCAAUGGCUACCCUCAGAGCAAGUGGCUGGCAGAGGUGUUGGUGCUGGAGGCGGCCCGGCAAGGCCUGCCUUGCUACAUUCAUCGGCCUGGCCUAAUAGGCGGCCAUUCUGUGACGGGCGCAGCCGCCGAGGACGUGUUCUUCCACUUCCUGGCAGAUGUGCUGAAGCUCCGGCGUCUGCCGGGAAUGGAGGGUCGCAAGUUUAACGUGACGCCCGUGGACUGGGUGGCCAAGGCGAUUGCUCGCAUAGCUCUCCCUGGCUUCCUCGAAGAGGGCAAGCUUCCCAGCGGCAGCGUCUUCCAUCCGGCCGCGCCGAACAAUGCAAUCACCACUAACGUGCUGGCUGCCGUGCUGAAGCGCUUCGGGUACGGGCAUCUGGCGUUCAUGGAUUUUGUGGACUGGCGCGACUCCAUUGUCGGGUCUCCUCUGGACUUCAAGAGCUGGUCCUUCUGCGCAGCUCUGAGCGUUGAGGGGGAUGGUAUCGACUCCAUGGCCGAGACGACGCUGGGUGCUAAAGCUAUUCGGGAAGCAGUUGGUGAGGCCUUUGACAACUACGACCCGGCUGACUGUUUGGUGCGCAUGCUGCGGUGGUACACCGCUCAAGGACUUCUGCCACAGCCGGAGUCUGCUCGGCCCGAUGCAGCUGGUUGA
Messenger RNA from Symbiodinium sp. CCMP2456, 12393 nucleotides. The record is from the annotation of a GenBank genome assembly. Lineage: Eukaryota; Dinophyceae; Suessiales; Symbiodiniaceae.